This is a messenger RNA of Passer domesticus (house sparrow), 4978 nucleotides long. RefSeq names its product WD repeat containing planar cell polarity effector (gene WDPCP). Gene Ontology annotation, biological process: establishment of protein localization; nervous system development; cilium organization. The transcript has 23 exons. Gene Ontology annotation, molecular function: protein binding. Bases 2105 to 4378 code for a protein of 757 amino acids. The record is from RefSeq and is a predicted model, not a curated record. Gene Ontology annotation, cellular component: axonemal basal plate. NCBI's taxonomy places the organism in Eukaryota, Metazoa, Chordata, Aves, Passeriformes, Passeridae.
CGGCGCGCGCGGUUGCUGCGGUGACGCGCGGGACAGGCCCCGGUGCCGGCGGCGCCGCCGCGCCCGCCCCGCGAACCCGGAGCGCUCGCUGGCUGUCUUCUUUAACUGUAUUUUGGAUGGGAUUUUCUCUUACUUCAUUGCCAUCUAUAGAAACUGAUGAAUAUUUUUAGAGACUUUGUGACAACAGUGUGUGGAUUUUGUACUCACUAAUGUCACUGGAGGAGAAGAGGCAGGUUGGUGUUCCAGAGAGGAGAUGACCUGUGUAACAAUUCAAGUUCUACCAAAGCAAACCUUGUACUCUUAAAGUUAAUUCAUUGCAACAUUAAAAAAAACCCAACAUGAGCACCAGCACCCAUUCCCUCCACUAGAUGUAAACAUUAAGCUGAUGUCCUUGUGAGUUUUUUAAAUGAGGUGGUGCGUGAAUUUGUGGUUGAAGACUGAAGAAAUUAAUUUUGCUAAAGCAAGAAACAACAGGACAUUAAGCUACUAUGCCAGCUUUAGAUGUACGCUUCAAAAAUUUUCUGCUGCUCAGCAUUAUUCAGUAAUCUUUAACUCAAAUUGCAGGAAAUAUUUGAAAUUCCAUUCUAACAAUAUCCAACAGAGAAUAUUAAAGAAGCAUUACAUUUCAAAUGCCUGAGGGAAAAUGUUCUCUUGCAACACCGUGGGCAUUUGGAUCUCACUAGUAUACGCAGUAUUAUAGUCUAGUAUUAUGCUUUACUUGGUCUAAAAUGAAAGCCCAAUUUUAAUUCUAUCUCCAAAAACUUGGCAUACUGCAGUGAAAAAUAAUUUAUUUGAAUGUUGUUUUUUUAAUACACUGCAACUAACUUUAAAGCUUCCUCAUAUAAUACUCCCACUAUGGCUUUUUGUAAUCUGACCCUUUCAUUAAGACUUCAAAUAUAUUCCCAAAGACUUAUCUCUGUGCUUUCAUUGUUAAUUUACAAGUUAAAAGAUUCCAAAGUUACCUAAGAAGUUUUUCUCAUUCUAUGCAAUUUUUCUCUUAAUAAGAAAAAACUUUUGAGUAUCUUUGUAAAUAUAUACAAUACCAAACAGAGGAACUAUGGCACUCUUAAGGAAGGUAAUAUGCAAACUCAAAAUAGGGUUUAAUAAUAUAUAUACACAAUUCUGGGCUGGGUAAUUUGGCAAACCCGUUAAUCAACUUCCAUAAAAAAGUGCUGAUUACAUCUUUGGGGUUUUAUAACCUAUAUCUGCUCUAUUUGAUAGGAAAGCUAUUUUGGAAGUGAAUCCCCAGCUUACAAGGUUUGGGGGAAAGAAUAAAAAUAUAUCUAAAAGGUUUAUAAAAUCACUAGCUUGAAUUUCUUACCAUCUAAGGAUUUCAGUGUUGCCAGAACAAGGACAAGUGCCGUGUUUCUGUUGGAAAAAUAAGAUCUGUGGUCUUUAGAGAAAUAAAAUAGGGCUGUUCUCCACCCGCUGCUCACUUUUUUCUGUUUGCACUUGACUGUCACAGAGUCACGUCCAGGAGGAUGCCAAUACUGUGAUAUUUCUUACCUUCAUGGAGUUUCACAGGAGGCAGUUUUUUCAGCAGUAGUGGGUCAGUUGCCUGUAUAACUGGACCACUUGUGACUCCCUGACAAUCUAGAUUGGAGGGGAAUGUGAUGCAAGGACUUGAAACCUGCAGAGAGAAUUCAGAACAGCAGCAUACUGCAGAUGGUUUAUUUGUUCAAUGUAGCUAUGUGGGACAUAAAUUAAUGAAGUGUCAUUAACAGUACCAUUAAUUUAACUGCAGUGCUAGGCUCUGUCCUUGCUAAAUGAAUGCCACUGGUUCCUAUAAUGAAAACUGGGAAUCCUCUGCAGUGCUGGUGGACAUCAGCUUGCCUCCUGAGGGCCACUGGUGAGCUCUGAGUUGCCACAUCCCUUUUCAUGGGAACUGAGACCUACUGAACAUUGAUAAGGUGUCUUCUUUUCCAUUGUCCCAGGCAGUUGUACCCAAACUUCUGAGUGAGAGAUCAUGGAUGAAGCUGUGGUGGGGUGACCCUGGCUGGACAUCAGGUGCUCACCAAAGCCUAUCUCAUUCGCCUGCUCAGUGGGACAGAGAGAGAGAAAAUACAACAAAAAGGUCAAGUGCUAAGGCUUCAUAUAUCACAAGAUGUCCUUCUGCCUGACUGAGAUGUUUCUGUGGUCUUUGAAGACCAACUUACGUAUUAGAGAUGAAGACAUUGGGAUCCACCAGUACUGUGACAAGAAACAACCAGCAUCACAGAUGAAGUACAGUUACUUAGAAGAGAAGCAAAAACUAGCAGAAUCUCGAGAUUAUCCUUGGCUCCUGAAAACCAAGCGAGCGGACAAACUGCGAGAUGCUCUCAAGGAGGUAGAGGACUUAAUGCAGAACAGUCCCUGUGUGCUGAGCAAAUGGAAGAACAAACAUACCUGUCAGCUCCUCUUUCACUCAGGUAUUUUGGUGUCCCUAAGCCUUUCUGGGCCACAGCUGGAGAAGGUGGUGAUUGACAGGACCCUGGUGGGGAAGCUCAUCUCCGACACCAUCAGUGAUGCUGUUCUUACAGACAAUUUCAUCAUCUUGUCAUUUGAGGACCAUAACCAACUCUGCUUUAUUCAGUUUACGAAGACAAUGGAUUCUUCCGAUGUAAACAAAAGACUGGAAAAACUCUCUUCUUUGGACUUUAAGAUUUCUUAUGUUGAUAUACUUGGACCAGAAGGUAGAAGGAUGAAACGUCACCUGGCAAUAAACUGUAUGCAAGAUCUGGUCAUUUGCUGGUGGUCAGCAACCAGUGAUGGAGCAUGGCCUUGGUCUCCUAUUUCCUGUCAGAGGGACAGAGCCAACCUAUUGCUAUUAGGCUGUGCACAUGGCAAAUUGGAGGUGCUGAGUUACGUCCGCACGGAGUGGGAGCCCCUGGAUGCCAGGUUCAGCUCCGUGCAGCCCCAGCAGGUGCUGACUGUGGAGCGCUCGGUGUCGGCAGCCAAGGAGCCCAUGGCCGACAGCUGCGUCUACAAGUGCGUCAGGAGCCGAAUCCAGUGCGCCGCCGUCACCAGGGUCCCCCUGCGAGCCAGGGCCAUCAGCUGCUGCAGGGAUGUGACAGAAGACAAGCUGGUGCUGGGCUGUGAAGACUCCUCAGUAGUUCUGUAUGAAGCCUACAGCCAAGUGACUCUGCUGGCGCAGGCAGAGCUGCUCCCUGCUGUAGUAACCUACCACCCUUCUGGAGCCGUGCUGCUGGUUGGCAGCUCUCAAGGGGAGCUGCAGCUUUUUGACACAGCACUGUCCCCAAUUAAAAUUCAGCUCUUGGCACAGGAAUAUUCACCUGAGGCAACUCUGCAAUUCAGUAAACACUGUGACGUGCCCACCAGCCUCAUCCAGAUCCAGUGGGCUGCUCCUCCAGUGGCAUUUCCCAGUCCUGACAACAUGGAUAUUCACGAUCUUUUGUUGGUUAGAUUUGAUAAAGGACCCUUGGGAGUGCUUCACUUUAAACUUGGUGUACUCACAAGAGGACAACUGGGCCUUGAGGAAAUCAUCCACCAGUACAUUCGUAAUGAUGAGAUACAGGAGGCAAUUAAUGUCCUGAGCACCAUGAACUGGAACACCAUGGGUCAGCGGUGCUUUAUCUGCCUGAGUGCCAUUUGCAACCACCUCCUUAAACAAAAGCUUACACCAGCCAGAGAAGCACAGCUUGAGGCAAGCCUUGGAACUUUUUAUGCUCCAACAAGGCCUCUCUUGGAUAGAACUGUGCUGGAGUACAGGGAUCCCAUCAGCAGAUAUGCAAGAAGGUUCUUCCACCACCUGCUCAGGAUGUUGUGGAUGAUAAAAUUGUAUGUGAGUUCAAAGGCAAGGUUCAGAGAAGAGGAAUUCACUGAGGAACACCAGCCUGGAAACCACCUCUGGCUCAGCAAAUCCCUGAACCACAAAUUGUUGGAGACUGGGAGACUACUUAGGUAUCAGAGGUUUGAAAAAGCAUUUCUGCUUGCUGUUGACAUCGGUGCUCGGGACCUGUUCAUGGACAUCCAUUACCUUGCUCUAGAUAAGGGUGAAUUGGCACUAGCUGAAGUGGCAAAGAGAAAGGCUAAUGACAUUGAUGCAGAAUCAAUAACUACUGGAAUUGAACUUCUGGGGCAGUCAGAUGAAGAAGACCCAUCUUGUGAAGCUUUCCCUGACCAAUCUCCAGAGCAGGGAGGAGGAUGCAACCCGCCUGCUCCCGGCCCUGCCGACAGACCACCAACACAGAGCUGCUCCCACAGACCCACCAGCCGCAGACAAGCAGAGGACACUGAGCCUAGAGCGGAUGGCCACACCACCUCCCUGAUCAAGAAAACCUUUUCCAGCAGCCAGGAAGGAAAUAUGAAAGCCAUUCCUUCAGAGCAGGAGACUGGAGGCAGCGGGUCUCUCCAAAUUGUGCACUUUGGGCUGGUGUGACUGAGCUGCCAAAGGAGAGAAGAGGAAACCUCACCAAGGAGGUGAAGUUCACGGGAAGCCCUUCGGUGAACUUCCAGCCAGCCCUGCGUCUGACCACUGGCAGAUGACAAAACACCAGGCUUAGAAAAUAUCCUGUUCUUAGACCUCCAAAUUAUUUCAGGGUUCAUAUUGAUAUGUCCAUGCACAAAGUUCCCUGUGUUUGCUUGUGGAGGGCAACUCGGUGACAUUUUCAUCAAAGGCGUCAAAAAAGCGAGUAAUUGCUGAUCCCCAUUUACUGUACAAUCUCAAUGCUGAAAAUUUGGUGGGGUUUCUUGGAUGAAUCCAUAAGCUUUUCAGGAGAAAAUCUGUAAUUCUCUAUGCAUUAUAUGUUUUUACAAUCUUCACUUGGAAGCAGAUUUGAAUUUCCACUUAAGGCUCUGAAAACCGUCCUAUUGAGAUACCAGCAAAUAAGAUCUUCACUCAGGAUACCUCUGUGAAAGAGCAGCCUUUCACAGUCAGCAGCAUUUUUCAAAGAAUACUCUCAAUUUUCAUAUCUAGAUAUAUCAUCUUAGUUGAAUAACCAUUAUUUUGCCUUGAAAAAAAGAUGCGGAGCCUCUUAAG